AUGGCUGUCAUCGGUAUCCGAUCUUUCCUCUGCAUCCUUGGGAUUGCUUCCCUUGGCACAACUGCCGCCAUUGAGAAAGUUGAUACUGUCCAGGAGUGGCAGCUGAGUCAAUAUUGUAACGAGUACUAUACUAUCAGUAAUGGUGACACCUGCUGGGACAUCAUCGCGCGGAACCAGAAUAGGUUCACUAUGAGCCAGCUUCUGUGCUGGAACAACGAUAUCAACCCGUGGUGCUCGAAUUUGAUUCCAGGUCGACAGGUCUGUGUUGGAGUCCAGCGUCCUGGGCCUGUCUGCUAG
Penicillium vulpinum is the source of this 297-nucleotide messenger RNA. Its product is annotated as LysM peptidoglycan-binding domain-containing protein. Bases 1 to 297 code for a protein of 98 amino acids. Lineage: Eukaryota; Fungi; Ascomycota; Eurotiomycetes; Eurotiales; Aspergillaceae. The transcript is spliced from 2 exons. The record is from RefSeq and is a predicted model, not a curated record.